This is a messenger RNA of Lathyrus oleraceus (garden pea), 9439 nucleotides long. RefSeq lists its product as uncharacterized. NCBI's taxonomy places the organism in Eukaryota, Viridiplantae, Streptophyta, Magnoliopsida, Fabales, Fabaceae. The record is from RefSeq and is a predicted model, not a curated record. The coding region runs from base 308 to 8944 and encodes 2878 amino acids. The transcript is spliced from 9 exons.
AUUCUCUUGUUUUCUCUGUUGUUGCUCGAUUAGACACUUAACCAAAGAGAAAAUAACGCUCGCGUGCUUGCGUCUGCGUUUAGAUCUCAAACGCGCUGUGUGCUUCCACCACCACCAUCUUACACAAAAAACUGAGAGAAGAAAAGCAAUGAAUCGUUGAACCACCCUCGCCUUGAAUGCAACUCUCAUCAACGUCGUCUCACACCUCUCUACAAUCCUCAAUCAAGGAUAAGAAGAGGAUCUGAAUUAUGAAGUUGGAUUAGGUGUGGUGAUUACAGUGGGUAGCAAGAACGGAGUGGAUCGGAAAAUGGACAGGAGUAAGAGCCGUACCGAUCUACUCGCAGCUGGCAAAAAAAAGCUUCAACAAUAUCGUCAGAAGAAGGAUAAUAAAGGUGGUAGUAGCCGUGGGAAAUCAUCAAAAAAGUCUUCCAAAAAUCAGCUACCUGAAUCUGAUGCUGAUGCUGCCAGUGUUACCUCUACAGGAUCGUCUCAGGUUACCGAUGGAAAUGUUGAAACCAACAGUGAUUCCAAUGUUGUUAUCACUGAACCAAUAGAAUCACAGCCUUUGGGAAGCUCAACAGCCGCUGACAAUGUUGAUCCAUCUGUUGAUUCUUCGUCAGUGGGCAAGACAUCUGAUACAGGUGAGGAAACUGAUUUGGAUUCUAAUGCUAAGUUGGCACUUCAGGGCCGUGGGGUCCAUGAGAAGGAUUCUGAAUUGUCUGCCCAAGAUCAAGGAGGGAGUUCUCAGAAUAUUGGUGCUAAUGUGGCAAAAGAUGCGUCUUUUACAAGUUCAUCGGCUCCUGACAAUGUUGAUCCAUCUUUUGAUUCAUCAUCAGUGGUCAUGACAUAUGAUACAAGCCACAAAACUGAAUUGGAUUCUAGUGAUAACUUAGCACUUGAGGGUCAUGGAGUCCAUGAGAAUGAUUCUGAAUUGUCAGCCCAAGAUCAAGGUGUAAGCUCUCUGAAUGUUGGCGCUGAUGUAGCAGAUGUUUCUUUGAGAACUCCAAAUAGUGAAGGAGGAACAACACACGAUCAUGCAUCCAAACCUGUUGAUCUUUUGUCCCCGCAUGCUUCUAUUACAACUGCAGUGGAUGAGUCUAUCACAAUUGAAAAAGAGAGUGAAGAAAAGGAAAGAUUGUUGCCUUUAUCUGAAGAUAUUUCCAGUACAUAUGUGGUGCAAACGAGAGAAGAUCAGGUAACAAAUUUAGGGGCAAUGCAGGAAGCUGAUGAUUUGGAUAUGGCGAAAUCUUGUCAAAGCACUGAUGCAAUUAUAGAUGAUCAAAAGGAUAUUCCUUUGUUUGAAGCCAGUGAGGGUGACCAGUCUCUUUCAGGAAUUACUACGGAGAAUACUAUAAUCAAGGAGGCAUCUCAUGAAGCGGAACAACUAGACAGGCCAGUGGAAUUAUUCUCGUCUCUUGACAUUGUGUCAGAUAAGCAUUCAGGUUCCAAUAAAGGCCAGCAAUGUACUCUUGUUGUAUCUGCAGCUGAUGAUUCCACUCACGAGUUGUCAACCAGAGCUUCCACCAGAUUGUUUGAUCUCUCUCCUAUUUCUGAUGCGAGCUCAGUUAAUCUUUUGCAGUUAGCUGAAUUUAUAAGAGGGCUUAAUGAAGAAGAGUACCAGUUUCUGCUCAAGGCAAGAGGAUCAUUUUCUGAUGCAGAUCCAUUAACUAGUAGUUCAGUUCUACCAAACCAUGACUUUUCAGAAGUGUUCCAGAGACUGAAAGAAGAAUUGUUUCUUGCUCAUAUGAUGCAAAAUAUAUUCAGUAUGCAGCUAGCUGAACAACUGGACCUCCAAUUGGAAUAUGAUUAUCACCGUCACCAGUUGAUUGGUGAACUAUCGCAGCUCCGUGAUUCACGCAAUGAAGUUAAUGAGAACAAUCAACGGCUUAACGAAGAACUUGCUAACUGCCGUGUAGAACUACAGAAUAGUUCUAGCAAGAGUGUAGAACUACAGAACCAAUUUGAUACUGCAAUGACAGGGAUUGAAGCUCUUUCUGCCAGAUUAGUUGAGCUGCAGAUUAAUUUUGAAAUGUCUCAGAUAGAUUCAUUGGAUCUAUCCACAGAGUUGGCCGACUGCAGAAGUUUGAUCUCAAGUUUACAGGAUGAAAAGAAGGGUGUGAGCGAAACUCUUGAUUUGGUGAUUUCUGAGAAAAAUAAACUUGCAGAGGAGAAGGAGUUUAACCUCUGUGAAAGUCAGAAGCUGGCAACUGAAUUGUCUGGCUUAAAGAGUUCAAUGGAAGCAGUAGAAGUCGAAAAUUCCAACUUAAUUGACAGGAUCUCUUUGGUGACUGAAGAGAGCAAUACGUUCAAAGCAGAAAUCAAUCAUCUCUUGCAAGAGAUCGAUAGAGUUUCAUUAGAUUUGGUUGAAAAUAAAGAUUUGGUGGCAAGUCUACAGAGCGAAAAUUCCAAUUUAAAUGGGAACCUUCAAUUGUCAGUCGAUAAGAUUAAAAAUCUGGAAGAUGAGAAUCUAUCUGUUGUUCUUGAGAAUCAAAGGCUCAAUUCUCAGAUUGUUUCCAUACAAGAACAGUUAUCUAUAGAAAAGGGAGAACGGAUGAGAUUUGAAGAUGACCUUAAAGAAGCCACAACGCACUUGGAACAACUUUCCAAGAAAAAUGUAUCACUUAAUAGCACUUUAGAUGAGCACAAGGUUAAAAUAUCAGAAAUUGCAGUUACUAAAGAUUCUCGGCAGAUAGGUCAGGGGCUAGAUGAUGGUGCAGCAGGGGGACCAUUUGAAAAUAUACCCGAACAAGAAAUUUUCAACGAUUCUCUUGGGUUUGUUUCAUUGACGACUGAUUUGAAUGAGGUGGAGAAUGUUUUGGUGAAGCUUGAAAAGGCAAUUGAUAAGUUGCAUUCUCAAUCACUAAUCUCUGGCGGGACUGCUGAGAAAGUUUCUUCACCUGUGGUAUCAAGAUUGAUACAGGCUUUUGAACCAAAAGUAAAUGAAACUGAGCAUGAGGUAGAGUUAAGUGUUUCAACUGAUGCUCAGUCACAAUCAAACUCAUUUAUUAAGUUAACCAAAGAGCAAGUAGGAAACUUGAGAAAAUUGCUAUCAAAGUGGAAGCUGGAUGUUCAGAGUGCAGAUGCAUUGUUCAAGGGGGAACGAGAUGGUAGGAAAAUUGGGGAUGCAAAGUACGGUGAUCUUGAGGGCCAGUUUGAAGGAUUGAAGCAACAUUGUUCAGAUUUGGAAGCAUCUAACGUCGAACUUGCAGUUCAAUAUGAAACAGUUAAACAACUUAUGGGCGACGUUCAAGAAAAGAAAUGUCAUCUUGAAGAAAUCUGUGAAGCUCUAAAGCAAGAAGAUAUUCACCUCAAAGCCAAAAAUAGUGAACUCUAUGACAAGCUUGGAUAUUGUCAUUCAAAAAUGAUUGAAUUGCUUACUGAAAUGAAUGAUGUAAAACUAAGUUCGAAUGAGAUGGCUUCUGUUAUUGGCAGUCAACUGGAAAAUUUGCAGAAGGAGGUGACAGAGAGGGCGGUGCUACUUGAGCAAGGCUGGAAUACUACUAUUGAUGAGAUUGCUAAGUUAGUUACGAAGCUGAAUGAAUCAGUUGGGGAAGCAUCACAUACAAUGGUCUCUUAUUACACCCAUGAUGGUUUGCAUAUCAGUCAUUUGUUAGAGGUUUCUGUAAGUGCUGCCACUGAAAUGAUUUUUGGUCUGCAGAAGAAACUUGAAGCUUCUAAUGCAGAUCAUGAAAUAAUCUCUAUGUCACAUAAAGAAAUGACCACGAAAUGUGAUAAUCUGCUUGAGAGGAAUGAAAUGGCUAUCGAUGUACUACAUAAAAUAUACAGUGACCUGAGGAAACUUAUGUUGAGGAGUGGUUGGUCUUUGGAUGAAGAUAAGAUAGAUGAUCAAAGUGAGGCACUGCCUGAUUUGCUGAAUUAUAAUAAUUAUGAGACCAUCAUGAAGCAUUUGGGGGAUAUAGUGAUCGAAAAGCUGGAAUUGGAGUCUGUUACCAAUAAUAUGAAGUCAGAAUUGGUGCACAAGGAAACUGAAUAUGAAGAAUUGAAGAUAAAGUGUCUUGGUUUAGAUUCUGUUGGAAGGCUAGUUAAUGAUGUUGCAGGUGCGCUGCAUGUGGAAACUCCAAAUAUUGAAAUAAACACAUCGCCCCUUUUGCACUUAGAUUCAUUAGUGUCUAGUCUUGUACAGAAAACCAAAGAGGCUGAAAUCCAGAAUCACGCCACUAAAGAAGAUGAUGUAUCUAAGGAGAUGGAAUUGGAUGAACUGAAAGAAAAAAUGCAUUAUCUAGACAUGCUGCGUCUUGAGAAUGAAAAUGAAAUCUUUGUUCUAAGGGAAAGCUUACAUCAAGCCGAGGAAGCUCUUUCUACUGCACGUUCUCAAUUGCGUGAGAAAGCAAAUGAACUCGACCAUUCAGAACAAAGAGUAUCCUCCAUCCGGGAGAAACUUGGCAUAGCUGUUGCCAAGGGAAAAGGAUUAGUUGUACAGCGGGAUGGCCUCAAGCAGUCCCUAGCUGAGACAUCUACCGAAUUGGAGAGAUGCUCGCAAGAGUUGAAGUUGAAAGAUACAAGACUCCAUGAGCUUGAAACAAAACUUAAGAUCUAUUCAGAGGCUGGUGAACGCGUGGAAGCUCUGGAAUCUGAACUUUCAUAUAUUCGUAAUUCAGCUAAUGCCUUGAGAGAGUCAUUUCUGCUCAAAGAUUCAAUGCUUCAGAGGAUAGAAGAGGUUUUGGAAGACCUAGAUCUGCCUGAGCAGUUUCAUUCGAGUGAUAUAAUAGAGAAGAUUGAUUGGUUGGUUAGGUCAGUUGUUGGCAACUCACUGCCCAUGAAUGACUGGGAGCAGAAAGAUUUUGCAGGAGAACGUUCAUAUUCUGAUGCUGGUAAUGCUGUCGCAGAUUCUUGGAAAGAUAAUAGUCAGUUACAACCAGAUUCAGGGGAUGAUGCAGGUAGGCGUUCAUACUCUGAUGCUGGUUUUGUUGUCACAGAUUCGUGGAAAGAUGAUAGUCAGCAACCAGAUUCAGAGGGUGAUUUUCAAAAAAACUUUGAGGAGUUGCAGAGUAAAUACUACGGGCUGGCCGAGCAAAAUGAAAUGCUGGAGCAGUCAUUGAUGGAAAGAAACAGCUUAGUUCAGAGAUGGGAGGAGCUUGUAGACAAGAUUGACAUGCCUUCACAUUUGCGGGCUAUGGAGAUGGACGAUAGGAUUGAAUGGGUAGGAAGAGCACUUUCCGAGGCUAAUCAUCAUGUAGAUUCUCUGCAGCUGAAGAUUGAAAGAUAUGAAAGCUAUUGUGGAUUGCUAAAUACUGAUCUGGAAGGGUCUCAGAGGAGAGUGUCCACUCUUCAAGAAGACCUUAAAGCUCACACAUCGGAGAGAGAACACCUUUCUGAAAAAAUAGAGGCUCUGAGAAAUGAAUGCGAGAAACUAUCAGUGCAGACAAGGGGAGCUGAACUUGAGAAUGAAAAUCUGCAUGCAGAAAUUACUAGUUUGAAGGAUCAGUUGGAGCAGAAAGCUGAAAUUGAAGAACAGAUUUUCACCAUCGAUGGCAAGAUAAAAAAAUUACAAGACUUAGUUGGUGAUGCUUUGUCAGAAUCUGAAACAGAAUAUCUGGUUUCUGAUGGUGCAAAUAUUGAUUCUUUGGAAGAAUUGCUGAGAAAGCUUAUAGAAAGUCAUGCCAAAAGGGUCUCAGAGGCUCUGAGAAAUGAACGCGAGAAACUAUCAGUGCAGACAAGGGGAGCUGAACUUGAGAAUGAAAAUCUGCACGCAGAAAUUACUAGUUUGAAGGAUCAGUUGGAGCAGAAAGCUGAAAUUGAAGAACAGAUUUUCACCAUCGAUGGCAAGAUAAAAAAAUUACAAGACUUAGUUGGCGAUGCCUUGUCAGAAUCUGUAACAGAAUAUCUGGUUUCUGAUGGUGCAAAUAUUGAUUGUUUGGAAGAAUUGCUGAGAAAGCUUAUAGAAAAUCAUGCCAGUCUUUUAUCAAUGAAAUCUAUGCGUGGUGUUGUACUUGAUGGACAUCAUUCUCAAAAUGACGAUGCUACUCUUCAUGAGGAAAAAAGUAUUGAUAUGCAUGAUAAGGAUCAAGCGGAUAUUGAUAGAUACAAGAAAGAUCUGGAGGCAGCUUUGAGCGAAUUGGAGCAUUUGAAGGAGGAGGGAGGGAGAAAUUUGGAAAAGCAAAUAUCUCUAUCUGGUGAAGUUGAAGCUCUGAGUAAAAGAACUGAGGAGUUGCAAGAGCUUCUUAAUCAGGAAGAGCAGAAAUCUGCUUCUGCAAGAGAUAAAUUAAAUGUUGCAGUCAGGAAAGGGAAGUCAUUGCUGCAACAAAGAGACAGUCUAAAACAAACCAUUGGAGAGAUGAAUGUUGAGAUGGAGCACUUGAAAUCUGAGAUCAACAAACGGGAACACACUAUUGCAGAGCAUGAACAGAAGAUGAGACAGUUAUUAACCUACCCAGAUAGGUUAGAAGCGCUUGAAUCUGAGAGUUCUCUUCUGAAGCAUCGUUUGGAAGAAACUGAACACCAUUUGCAGGAGAAAGAGUAUUCCUUGAAACUGAUUUUGAACAAGCUAGGUGAGAUUGAUGUUGCAGGUGAAGGUCAUAUAAGUGAUCCUGUGACAAAGGUGGAAUGGAUAGGAAAACUGUGUUCUGAUCUCCAUAAUUCCGUCGCGUCUUUGGAACAGGAAUCCAGGAAAUCUAAAAGAGCAUCAGAACUCCUGUUGGCAGAGUUGAACGAGGUUCAAGAAAGGAAUGAUAGUUUUCAGGAGGAGCUUGCUAAGGUGGCUGAUGAACUUGUGGAUCUCAGAAGAGAAAGGGAUUCAGCGGAGGCUGCCAAACUGGAAGCUCUUUCACAUGUUGAAAAGUUGUCUACAUUACACGAGGAAGAAAAACAGAGCCAUUUUUAUGAGCUCGUGGAAUUAAAAUCUAGCAUGAACCAAGUCUGGAAAGGCUUUGGUGAGGUUCAGAAUUUACUGGCUAAGGCUUUUUUCACAGAUUUGGAAUUUUUUCGGAAUGUGGAAGUUGGUCUUGAGUUGUGUAUGAAAGGAUACAAUGCUCCAAAUGUGGUGGAUUCAUCUUCCAGCGAAGAACAUGAUGGUAUUUUAUUCAAGUCACCUGAUAAUAAGACGAGCUCUGUGUAUUCAGAUUCUUGGUCAGAAGUUGGCACAAUUGACCACUAUAAUGAUAAUACCAUUAUUGAAAACUUUCAUCUACUUGGGCAUAAACUGCAAGAGUUUUUGGUGGAGGUCAGCUCUCUUAAGGAAAGAAUACACAUGCACUCCAGUUCGGCACGGGAGCAGGACAAAACUCUGUCGAAACUAAUGAGAAAUAUUCAGAGAGAAAUUACUUCCCGAAGAGAAUCUUUUGAAAAGAUAGAUACAGAAGUUAAUAAACGAGAUCUGCAACUUAUUGCAUUGCGUGGGAACGUUGCCCACCUUUAUGAAUCAUGCAUCAAUUCUGUCACUGUAUUAGAGAACGGAAAAACUGAACUGCUUGAAGAAAAGGUUGAAUUUCCAGAUCAAAGGAUUAACUUGAAAACACCGUCAUUUGAUGAUGAAAUAUCUGAGGAAUGUGUUAAAACCCUGGCUGAUAGACUGCUGUUGGCUGCAAAUGGGUUCGCUAGCAUAAAAACCGAAUUUUUAGAUGCUAAUCAAAAGGAAAUGAAGGCUACUAUAACAAAUUUACAGAGGGAACUUCAGGAAAAGGAUGUUCAAAGAGACAUAAUUUGUGCAGACCUGGUAAAACAGAUUAAGGAUGCUGAAGCUGCUGCAAAACGUUACUCUCAAGAACUUCAUUCUCUUAGGAUGGAGGAGCAUGAUUUGAAAAAACAGGUAGAAGUGAUUGAGGGAGAAAAGAAAAAACAGAUAGAAGUGAUCGAGGGAGAAAAGAAGAUACUUGAGCAGAGAAUCAAGGAGCUGCAGGACAGGCAAGGGAUUGCAGCAGAACUAGAGGAUAAAGUAAGAUCUCAGACUGGUUUGCUGGCUGCCAAAGACCAAGAAAUUGAAUCCUUAAUGCAUGCACUUGACGAGGAAGAGAUACAAAUGGAAGAACUGACAAAGAAAAAUGCAGAACUUGAAAAGGCUGUUCAACAAAAGAAUCAAGAGGUUGAGAACCUUGAAUCUUCUCGUGGUAAAGUUAUGAAAAAGCUUUCCGUAACUGUAAGCAAGUUUGAUGAACUUCACCACCUAUCUGGAAAUCUCCUUUCUGAGAUUGAAAAGCUUCAGUCCCAAUUGCAAGAAAAAGAUUCCGAAAUUUCUUUCUUAAGGCAAGAGGUUACUCGAUGCACUAAUGAUGAUCUCCGUGCAUCACAACUGAACAACCAGAGAAGUCUGGAUGAGAUCGUUGAGUUCUUUAUGUGGGUUGACACAAUUGUAUCUCGAGAUGGGAUGGAUGAUAUACCUCCUGAUGUGAAGAGUGAUGCUCAGGUUCAUGAGUACAAAGAAAUACUUCAGAAGAAGUUGAUGUCUUUAAUAUCAGAGUUAGAGAAUCUAAGGGAAGUUGCAGAAAGCUGGGAUGAAAUGUUGCAAACAGAAAAGAGUAAAGUAGCAGAGUUGAACCAUAAAGCAGAGACGCUUGAGAAGUCCUUGCGUGAGAAAGAAUCACAAUUGAAUUUGCUUGAUGGUGUGGAAGAAGCUGGAAAGGGAAUUGCCUCAAGCUCAGAAAUUGUGGAGGUAGAACCAGUGAUAAAUGAAUGGGCAACAACAGGGACAUUUGUUACACCUCAAGUUCGCAGUUUGCGCAAGGGCAAUAGCGAUUAUGUUGCCAUUGCUGUUGAUGAAGAUCCUGGUAGUACUAGUAGGAUAGAAGAUGAAGAUGACGACAAGGUUCAUGGUUUCAAAUCACUCACAUCAUCCAAAAUUGUCCCAAGAUUUACCAGACCAGUAACUGACUUGCUUGAUGGCUUGUGGGUUUCUUGUGAUCGAACUUUAAUGAGACAACCGGUUUUGAGGCUUGGAAUUAUAAUUUAUUGGACCAUAAUGCACGCACUUCUUGCUUUCUUUGUUGUCUGAUACUCUAAGUUGGCUUCGUAUAAUUAAUUGGCCUUAAAAUCCUCAGCAAGGCAUAAGAGAUGCCAUUUAUAGAUUCGAGAUAUUCGUUUGAAAAAGGAUUCAGUUUAGCUGUACAGUGUCUUCCUUCAACUUGCUUCUUCCUGUUGUGGUUCAGCGAUUAUAAACCAUAAGAAAAUAAAGAUGCAGCUUCUAGAAAGGAUACCAGGCUGCAAUGAAGAAAAUAUGAGAUAGCAGAUUGCUCAAUAUUUGAAGAGCAAAGGAUGAAGAGCCUGCUACGUUCACUAGGAGGUUUGUUUCUACAAAGUUUCUGAUGCAUUUUACAUUGAUCAGAAGAUCAAUACUGUGACUGUUUUUUUUAAGGGAAAGCAAAUUUUGGGUCGUUCAUGUGAACUAGAUAAAUGACUAGUUAGGUAUAGAAAAAACGUAAUUCUUUUGUAAGUUUUUUCUCCCUACUUAGGCAUAAGAAAUUUAAGUUGCCAUUCUUUUUUCAUAGUA